Symbiodinium sp. CCMP2592 is the source of this 1476-nucleotide messenger RNA. Lineage: Eukaryota; Dinophyceae; Suessiales; Symbiodiniaceae. The record is from the annotation of a GenBank genome assembly.
AUGCAUUUGUUACAAGUAGGAAAGGCUGCGAACAUGGCGGGAAACAAAUAUGGGCUGGUUGGUUUGCUGUGUCUACAAGCCCUAGUUCCACUUGAAGGCAGCCCAACGCAUGGACAUGCGGCAUACAAGGCUUCUUUGCAACACCAUUCUUUUGCCGUGCCGCUGGAGUAUUCCAUGCUGCUUAGCGACUGGGUGCUGAGCGGCGCUAGCAUCUUCGAAAGGGAACGCUUGCUGCUGCACCCCGCAGUAUCUGAACGCCAAGGCUUUGCCUGGAACAAGCAGCCACUUCAGACCAACAAUUUCGAGGCUAGCUUUUCAUUUCGUGCUUCUGGAGCUGGAGAUCCUUCGAAGGUCGUGGAUGACCAAAGCUUUGCUUUCUGGUUUGUCCGGCAGAACAUAUCUGGUGAUUUCAACGAAUCUGCUGCCAUCCGUGCCUCUUCUUGGUCGGAGGGCCUGAAGGAGCUGGGUUACACUUUGACGGGCUCCAAGGCGCUUUUUGAAGGCAUCGGAGCUGUUUUUUCGACAGCAAACCUCGCAAAGAAGCCAGGGUCGGUCGUGUCAUUCAUCAGCAACGACAACCAUCAAAGUCUGGGGUAUGGCAUCGACGUGCCCACAAGCAAUGCCAAGGCAAUCGAUUUCAGAAACAAGGACGUUGAGUUCAAGAUUCGGGUGCAGCCCGUGUCGGUGCAGGGCCAGAUCACUGUUGAUGGCAAAACCGAAGAAUGCUUCAACGUAGAUCGAAAGAACUUUCCUGUGAAGGCAGGCGGCUACAUCGGCUUUACAGCUUGGAGUGGUUCAGCAGAACCCACCAAAUCUCCGGAUGGCGUGUCACUGACAAAGGUGCAGGUGGUGAACUUCGAUGACCAGGCAGUCGGUGAAGACAUCAUGGGGACCAGUGCCAAGGAUAAGAUUGCGUACGAAGCGUUGAUGUCAGAGGAUUCGAGAUACUUCCAGGACCAGCAAGCACAGACGGAGCACAUCGGAAGAAUAACAUCAAUGUUGUCUGCACAUCUGAAUGAGACUAAGCCGACGUACGAUGUCAUGGCCUUCCAGGUCUCAAGCCUCAUGGACUCCCUGAACAAGUUGGACCGUGACUGUCGUCUCCUGACGAAAGAGAUGCAGGUCCUGGCUGCAGAUCCAAAGAGCGCGAAGACUCCAAAGAAGGCGACAAAUUUGCAGGAGAUGAAGGUCCACGUUAUGGGCCUUCGCAGGCUACUGGACAAGGAGGGGGCAGCUCACAUGCACAAGCUUGAGGCCGUGCAGAAGAAUUUGAAAGAAGUCAAGCAGCAAGCCGACAAGGCCGGCGGGUCGUCCAUCUCGAAGAUAGUCGACCAAACUUCCGUGCUUGAGAAGAGCGUUGUGUCCAGAAGUUCGCAGAUGUCUUGGAUGCUGGUGGUUCUUCUAGUGGCCACGGUGACAAUUGGAGUACUGAUGUGGAACAGGAUGAGAUACUACGAGAAGAAGCAUUUCAUCUGA